GUGGGGAGAGGUGGGAGAGCCGGGCCGCCUCGGCGACGCUCUAUCCCCGCAGGCCGGAGCUCGGUGGCUCCGCCGAACUCUUGCCCCGGGACUGUGCCGAGUCCGCGGAGAAGCUUUUCGGCUUCUCCCGGGGGCGGAGGGCGGCGCGUGCGCAGGCGGCGCCGGCCGGGGCAUGGACGGCCUUGGGAGCGGGGGCUGGACCUGAGCUCAGGAUGAAGGAGUGGUGGAUCCAGGUGGGCCUCCUGGGCAUUCCUCUUCUUGCUGUCUACCUACACGUCCCUCCUCCCCAGCUCUCCCCAGAACUUCACUCCUGGAAGACUUCAGGCAGGUUCUUCACAUACAAGGGCUUGACAAUCUUCUACCAAGACUCAUGGGGUGCAGUUGGGAGCUCAGAAAUAGUGGUGCUUUUACACGGCUUUCCAACCUCUAGCCACGACUGGUAUAAGAUCUGGGAGGGCCUGACCCAGCGCUUUCACCGGGUAAUUGCCCUUGAUUUCCUAGGUUUUGGCUUCAGUGACAAACCGAGGCCCCAUCGUUACUCCAUCUUUGAGCAGGCCAGCAUUGUGGAGGGGCUGCUGGAACACCUGGGGCUUCAGAACCAGAGGGUUAACCUUCUCUCUCAUGACUAUGGGGACACCGUGGCUCAGGAACUGCUUUACAGGUACAAGCAUAAUCGGACUGGUCGGGUUCUCAUCAACAGCCUUUGUCUUUCAAAUGGAGGUAUCUUUCCUGAGACUCACCAUCCCACCUUGCUCCAGAAGCUGCUCAAAGAUGGAGGCCCGAUGCCUCCCAUUCUCACUCGCCUGAUGAAUUUCUUUAUCUUUGCUCGGGGCCUUGCAGUGGUCUUUGGGCCAUACACACAGCCCUCAGAAGCUGAGAUGUGGGAUAUGUGGGCUGGGAUUCGAACCAAUGAUGGCAAUCUGGUCGUUGACAGUCUCUUACAGUACAUCGACCAGAGGAAGAAGCAUCGAGACCGCUGGGUGGGGGCUCUCGCCUCCAUGGAUGUUCCCCUUCAUUUCAUCUAUGGGCCAUCAGAUCCAGUGAACCCUCAUCCAGAAUUUAUGAAUCUAUAUAGGAAAAUGAUACCCCAGUCCACAGUGUCAAUUCUGGACGACCACAUUAGCCACUAUCCACAGCUAGAGGAUCCUAUGGGUUUUCUGAAUGCAUAUUUGAACUUCAUCAACUCUUUCUGAGGGGCGAAGAGUUGUUUUUCUUGCUCUUUCCUUUUCAGUCAUGGUUUCAAAUUAAGAACUGAUACCUCAAAGAGGUCAUAGCAUCAUGACUAUACUUCACAUCACUAAAUAGUACCCCCAAGUAACGCCAUGAGCUUCAACGCGUUUUGUCUCGAGUGUCCCAUCCUCUUCCUGAAGUAUUUUUCAGGCUGACAGUCAACCAAAUGUAUGGACUUGGCCAUGUCUUCAUGUGUUAGAAAUUCUCAUCGACCAUCCCAGAGCUCUCAAGCAGGAAGCCAGCAACAUUCUUUUUCACAAAAGGUUUUGAAGUUAUGAACUCUUGGAAUUCGGAGAUGCUACUUUUUAGUUCAAUCCCAACCACAUAAUCAUGUAAUAUGGAAAGUGGGAUGACUUGGAAAUCCUUCCAACUUGUCUUAAAAUGGCUUUAAAGGCAUAUAUAUAGAUGCUUGCAUGUUCUAUAACCAACAUGUAGCAUUAUGAUAAGCCAGAUUCUAUUUUGGUCAUGACUUUGGAUUUCUUUCACCAUUUCCCAUAACAUCUUGAAGUGUAAUUUGUAAUUGAAAUAAUGCAGUAUUAAGUGCAUCUUACUAUAAGCCUGAGUUAUGUUUCACCUACAGAUGUAUUUUUUAUAGACACUAAACCAGCAGGUGUGUUCUGUGGCUGAGUAGUGAAUUUAAGGAACUUUUAAGUAUGAUUAAUUUUUGUACAAGUCAAUUUAAAUCCAAACUGUUUUUGAUGUUACCUAAAAUUUUGAGGCAUGAAGGAUCAAUAGUGUCUGUCAAGAGAACUACUUAGAUUGGUUGAUAUGUAGGCAAGAUGCUCUCAGCUAACAGCAGUCUGUUUAUACCUCAGUGUUUAGAUGGCUUUAAUCCUGCAAGAGGACUGUCACACAAGCCAACUUGCUCUGUUGAAUUCCUUUUCUGAAGAUUGCUCAGCUUUCCAUGGGCUGGCUCCAGUGGCCUUCUCUUUUAGCUUAGUUUUUCUUGUAUUUAGCAGAAAGGAUUUGUAAAUGAAAGUUCUGGAAGGCCUUUAAGCAAAUGGUGCUGAAUCCUCUAUUUUGUUAGCUACGGUUGCAGUGUCUCAGUGAGGCAGUAAAAUCCAUUAUUUUAAAGUCUUUUUUAUUAGCAACUUCAAAUAUAACAAAUUUCAAAACUUGAAA
Messenger RNA from Trichosurus vulpecula (common brushtail), 2352 nucleotides. RefSeq names its product mesoderm specific transcript (gene MEST). The coding region runs from base 213 to 1193 and encodes 326 amino acids. The record is from RefSeq and is a predicted model, not a curated record. Gene Ontology annotation, molecular function: catalytic activity. Lineage: Eukaryota; Metazoa; Chordata; Mammalia; Diprotodontia; Phalangeridae. The transcript has 12 exons.